ACACACAGACGCCAGUAGGCAACGGAGUGGGGACGACACGUAUAAUCUACCCAUCGAAUCUGCUUCGUAUUCUCUUUGCAAGAAGACAAACUCUUUAUUUCUGUCGUUACAUUUCACGCCGGAAAUACAACGGAACUUUUUCUCAUCGAGAGGAGCCGUUUAAGAGGCGUUGGGGAUUUCUUUGCACCAGCUCGGAUCUUCUCGUAUAAAUGGCUGAGAGGACCCGACCAAUGAUUGCGGAGUAAACUUGCAAGAUGUCGCAGUUUGUGGAGGCUUGAAACACGGACUCGCCGCUGUAUGUUUUACUUUUGGAAGAUCAUAAACGCCAUAACUUAAAGUCUUGGUGAUACAGACACUCCUGAAGGAGUUCGGGUUUAUUUUGUUCCUCCUGCACGGAGUGAAACAGGCCCGUGGAGACAAAGUGUCUUCUGUUGGACAUCUGUCCAUCUCUGUUUUCGUCUUAAUAAGAUUAAUUUCUGCUAAGUGCCACCAUGAGGAGUCAUGAUGUAAUGACUUGGGUCAGAUUUGCUGGAAAAUCUUUGUGGACCACAGUUUUUUGAGUGACUAUAUGGACAUGUAUUGAUGACCUAAAUUGUCUUAUUUCCAGCCGCCAUCAUUCGGUGCUGUAAGUCCGACCCCAAAAUGUCUUCAAAUGGGGACCUCAGUGAGCUGGGCAGCUCUGACAGCUUCUGGGAGCCGGGAAACUACAAAAGGACUGUGAAGAGGAUAGACGAUGGCCAUCGGCUGUGUAACGAGCUGGUUAGCUGCUUCCAGGAGAGAGCAAAGAUAGAAAAGAGUUAUGCUCUACAGCUCAGUGACUGGGCCAAGAAAUGGAGAGGUGUUGUGGAGAAAGGUCCUCAGUAUGGUACACUUGAGAAAGCAUGGCACGCCUUUAUGCAGGCGGCUGAUCGGCUCAGUGAGCUGCACCUGGAGCUGCGACAGCGGCUGGCAGGUGAGGACAGCGAGAAGAUGCGAAACUGGCAGAAGGAUGCAUUUCACAAGCAGAUGAUGGGAGGCUUCAGGGAGACAAAGGAAGCAGACGACGGCUUCAGAAAAGCACAGAAACCCUGGGUCCGCAAACUGAGAGAGGUGGAGUCCAGUAAGAAGACCUACCAUCAAGCCAGGAAGGAGGAGUGGACGGCGGUUACCAGGGAAACACACGCCAAGGCCGACCCGACCAAGUCACAGGAGGAAGUUCGCAAAUACACAGCCCGGGUGGAGCGCUGCAACCAAGAGGCCGACAAAGCAAAGGACCGCUACACAAAGGCCCUGGAGGAGCUGAACCGCUGUAACCCUCGAUACAUGGAAGACAUGGAGCAGGUGUUUGACCUCACACAGGAGGCCGAGCGGAAGAGGCUGUGCUUCUUUAAAGAGCUCCUGCUGGACAUCCACACGCACCUUGACCUCUCCUCCAAGGAAGGGUUCAAAACUCUGUACCGGGACCUGGGUCAGACUAUCCAAGUAGCCAAUGAUGCCGAAGAUCUCCGAUGGUGGAGGAACACCCAUGGACCAGGCAUGAGCAUGAACUGGCCACAGUUUGAGGAGUGGUCUCCAGAGGCGAGUCGCUCCAUCAGCAGGAAGGAGCGAGUUGGAGACUCUGAGGACAAUGUGGUCACCCUCACCAACAUCGUCUCUUCAGGUGGAGGUGAUGCCCCGCCCAGUCCCAUCACGGGAAGGGUUAAAGAUUACUCAUCGGACUGGUCAGACGAGGAGACUCCUAAGAAGGUGUUGGCGGUGAACGGCGUGGGGGAGGCUGGGGACGAGGAGGAAGAGGAUCAGGUAGAGGGGGUGCGAGUCCGAGCGCUCUAUGAUUACACGGGCCAGGAGGCCGAUGAGCUCAGCUUUAAAGCAGGCGAGGAGCUGCUGAAGCUGGGGGAGGAGGAUGAGCAGGGCUGGUGUAAAGGACAGCUGAACAGCGGCCAGGUCGGCCUCUAUCCCGCCAACUAUGUCCAGGUCAUCACCUCCUGAUGUCCCGCCCCCUUUGCUCACUUAGCCAAUGGUACAACAACUCUUGAGAUGCCAGGACCAUUCAGAACCUCUGUUAAACCAACAGUUUUUGGUAACUGACUGUAAACUCGUCACACUUAUUUUUUUUAGCUUCAUUUUUUGAAAACCAACCAUGGAAACAUCUACUGGAUGUUUACGGUUUGUGAGGUCAAUGACAGUUUUGUUUGAAAGGCAGAGAGAAAUCUCUGAAAGUCUGCCAAUGUGAACUGUAAGAACGCUGUAAAAAUAGGAGAAUUUCAUCCAAUGACCUCGAACUUGAUGUUUACUCAAACACUACAUUUGAUUUCUGCCCUCGUUUUCUGACACUACUGUUAGAAAACAGUCAUAAAUGAUCAAAGAUGACAGAGACUGGGUGGAGAUAAGGAAUCAGAUAUAAUAAAUAAAUCAACCAUGGCAUAAACAUCAGACACAUUUCAAUAUCUGCUUAUUUUAUGGAAAUAGCUUGACGCUUUGGGAGAUGUGCACUCACUUUCUAUGCUCUAGAGAAAUGAGAAGAGGCAGAGCACCUUUGUUGUCAGCAGCUGGGGAGAUUAUCUUAGCUCCACAGAGGAAGUAUUUUGGCAAACACAACUUUAAACUCAAGACAAAGAAGCCACAGAAAACUUUGGUAAGGAGAAAGGCUGUAUAUAAAGACAGAUGAUAUGGCUCCACCUCCUCCCAGUGUUCAAAAUGAAGCCAAAACACCCCUGAGAUGGGUGCUGAUGUAGGCCAGAGACAUUACUUGCUGUUAACUACAUAUACACACCCAGGUGUCUGCUGUGCAUGGAAUCAAAAUGAAUGCAACACAGAGCCAUGAUGCCAUUAAAACACCUAGUUGUGGCUAGUGGUGGGCGAUAAACCUGUAUCAACACUGUCAUGGGUAAAAUGUCUGCCAUGGCAGGGAUUUUUGCAACACCAUAUUCUUGGGUUAAAACACUUGUAAAGAAAGCCGUCUUCAGCCUAACAAAGUGGUUUUUGACUGAUUUGCUCUACUUUACAAAUCCCGGUAUUUGAACCGCUUCUCCUCAUGUGCCUCCUCCAUGCAUUCCUCCAGAGAAAUAGUCAGAUAUAACAGUGAGUCAGAAACAGAGGGUUGACUGCCUCAGCAGACAAAGUCAUCCCAAGGGUUCAGCUUAGCCUCCAAUGCUGCUCAGCAGGACUAUGCCAACACAGUCUUAGCUUGUCCACUAUUUGUCCCAGGAGGCCAUAAAGUUGUUUGGCUCAAAGGAACUAACUAUAACAAAAAGAUAACUGUAUACAUAGAAGUAUAAUCUAUAUAUUUUAAUAAAGAACUAUAAACAAAGAACUAUAAUAACAGAAAGAACUACAUUUCAUUCAGAAAGCAUUUAGACCGCUUUUAUUCUUUCAAUUUUGUCACAUUGAGCCUGAUGCUACAAUUAAAACAACAUUUUUCCCUCAUCAAUCUAAACUCAGUACCCUAUAAUCAUGACGUGAAUACAGAAUUUGGGAAUUUUUACAAAUUAGUGAAAAAAGAAAAAAAGAAACAGAAAUAUGACAUAGACAUUAGUUUUCAGACCCAAAGCUGCAUAAAUAUUUGUUGUUUACAGCAAGUACAUCUCUGGCCUUAUUAUUUGGAAGGUACAUUUGGAAUAGUUAGGCUGGCUCAUCUGGUUUUGUUCCAUUUGGGCUAACCAUUUCCAUGUAUUUAGCUUUUAAUGCCUAGCUAAGUGACUGAUGCAGGUUUGUGUUUGAUACAGUCGCAUGGUUAAGAUAAAGUAAGUGAGGAAAUUCUCCCAAGUGUCAAGCUGUUCUUUUUACACAAAAACUCUCAUCAAUUAAUAAAUCAACUCCAUUGAUUAAACAUCUUCAUCUUCAAAGAGUUUAGUUUUUAGUUUUGGAGCGUCAAGUGGUCAUCAGAGCUCUUCACUGUCGCUCAGCUGUGGUAGCUGGAAGAAAAAAAGAGACUGAACUUAGUGCCUUAGUCAAAGAGGCUGGGAAUACGACAGCGCCACCCUGCGUCUGACCUGGGAAUUACAGCUGUCUGCAGUGUGGCAACAAGAGGAUCAGCCCUGAUAAAAGAAAAGGGGGUUAAAAAAACUCUUGUCACCUGGACUCUACUGUGUAAACUUUGAUUAUGCAUGCAGCACAUGAUUGGCUGUUAUCUUCUUUAAUCCCCAUCCCUCUACAAUAAGCUUCAUGACGAUCUGCUUCUGUUAUUUUGUAGAUUUUUAGGAGUUACACUGAAUUCACAUUCUCUUUAUAUUGUGAUAGCUGUACGUUAAUAAGAAGUCUUUUCAUUUAAAGAUGGUAUGAACUGUUACUUCCUGUUUCUUUUAUUUUUUAAGUAGCAUUUUUACAGUCUUCUUAUUCCUUUUUCAUUUGUUUUCCUUUAAUUUUAGCAAACAUUCUCCCAUUUGGGCUUAGGCAGAGAGAGAAAUGUUGACAAGCUUUGGAUGCUUUCUCCUGUGGAUGUUUGUUUCUGAUCUUAAAAAAGUGAUCAUAUUCUGUCUUAUUUUGUUUUUUAAUUUUUAAUUGUCUUUGUGAGGGAGCCACCUCUGUCCUGCUGAUCGCUAAUAGCUAAGCUAAACCAUGUAGUCAUCAAAAUAAUCAGAUAAUUAAUGCUAAACUGCUGCUCUUUUUGAUUAUUUUCCUUUGCAAAACUGUAACGUGUACAGAAUAUUAAGUGGGAAGCAAAUAUAAUAAAAAUCUUUC
Molecule: messenger RNA, 4659 nt
Organism: Cheilinus undulatus (humphead wrasse)
Lineage: Eukaryota; Metazoa; Chordata; Actinopteri; Labriformes; Labridae
Gene: pacsin3
Product: protein kinase C and casein kinase substrate in neurons 3
Exons: 12
Coding region: 643-1968 (441 amino acids)
Biological process (GO): cytoskeleton organization; plasma membrane tubulation; regulation of endocytosis
Cellular component (GO): plasma membrane; endosome; cytoplasm
Molecular function (GO): phospholipid binding; protein binding
Source: RefSeq, a predicted model, not a curated record